This is a messenger RNA of Actinia tenebrosa (Australian red waratah sea anemone), 2548 nucleotides long. Its product is annotated as neuronal acetylcholine receptor subunit alpha-10-like. Gene Ontology annotation, cellular component: membrane. NCBI's taxonomy places the organism in Eukaryota, Metazoa, Cnidaria, Anthozoa, Actiniaria, Actiniidae. The record is from RefSeq and is a predicted model, not a curated record. Gene Ontology annotation, molecular function: transmembrane signaling receptor activity; extracellular ligand-gated monoatomic ion channel activity. Gene Ontology annotation, biological process: monoatomic ion transmembrane transport.
AAUAGCUUUCAGCAGUAGUCAAUCGUCUUAAUCAUGUUUCGACAAAGCACUGAUCUUCUGCCUCUAUGACACAGUGCAAGGGAAUUAAUCCUAAAAAACAAAAAUGGAAGUGAUCACCUGCAAGUGAAUAUAUUGGUGUAUUGACCGUUGAGUGAAAAAUCGAGCUUUUUAGCUGGCCAUCACUUGACAAACUUUACGUACUACGACAGUCAUCAUUUUCCUAAAGAUCAAAGUUCCGUAGAUAUAUUCGUUAACUCAAUGUCGAGAUACAAACAGAAACCAUUUCCUGUGCUUUCUGCACUCCAGCUUAUUGGCUGUAUAUGUUGUCUUACCGUACCACUUUGUCUUGCUGACAAUAACGAGACACAACAACAUGAAAGGCUUUACCAAAAGGUUUUCAACACAAAGACCAACUUCCUUCCAUCAAAGAAUCAUGGAAAACCUCUAAAAGUUAAAUUUGGGUUUCAUCUUAUAAACAUCGUCGAAGUGAAUGCCAAGAUGCAGUUUAUUACAGUAUACGCCUGGAUAAUCCAGAAAUGGAAUAACCAUCUCCUCAAGUGGAACCCUAAAGAAUACAAUGGAAUAGAUAAACUAAGCGUCAAGGCCGAAAACAUAUGGGUCCCAGAUAUCCUGCUAUAUAACAAUUUAGAUGAACAAGAUCGUGUUGGCGGUGGGCCUAGCACCUAUAAAACAAGAGUAGUCAUUGAUAGCAAUGGCACUAACGUCUGGGCCAGCCCAGUAAUGUUUAAGAGUUUUUGCCGCAUCCAAGUGAGAUACUUUCCUUUGGACAGUCAGACAUGUGUGCUGACUUUUGGCUCAUGGACCAAUAGUCUCCGACACUUGGACUUAGAAGCCAUAGAUAUAGAGUUCCCGACAAAAUACUUCACCAAGAACGGGGAGUGGCUAGUGUAUAACAUUUCGUUAUAUCGGACUGAGGAUGCAUUUCCAUGUUGUGACGAUCGUUUCGCACAAUUGAACUUCGCGAUCUAUAUAAGUCGAGAAGCCUUUGACUAUCUAAUCAACCUCAUCGUUCCUUGCUGUCUUAUCUCCUCAAUGAUAUUUUUGGGUUUCAUUCUGCCUCCAGAGUCAGGAGAGCGUAUUGGUCUGAGCAUUACAGUCCUAUUAGCAAUGACAGUGUUUCAACAGCUCACCUUCGAAAUCAUGCCAGCCUAUGACUUUCCCAUUCUUGGCCAGUACUAUUUUGCCAUCGUCUUGGAAAUCAGUGCAUCUCUGGUUGUGACAACUGUCAUUCUUAACUUUUACCACCGCACUGACAGGAAAAUGCCUGGGUGGGUCAAAAAACUUCUGCUUCACUGGAUGUCACGUUUGGUAUUCCUCCACGGGGAAGUUAAGGCGAAAUAUUCAAUCAAUCAAUGGCCACCCUUGAAUGCAAUCCUACAAAUUCACACUAAGCAAUUAAAUGACAAAAAAGACCAAAGACCUAUGACCCUGCACAAGAGGAAUGACACAGCUGGGUCAGCAGGUGCUGGCUAUGGUGAUAACAUAUAUGGCAAUGAUCAAGCGCUGGAUAAUGAAGGAAUUGAAAUGCGAGGACCAUCACAUAUCAAUACCUAUCCCUUUAAUAUAAAAGACAUGGAUACCAGAGGAAACGAAAGGAAAGAAAAUCGAGAUCUUGAAGACAAAGAGCGCAAACUGAGGCACUGGGAGUGGACGCUGGCCGCUCGAAUCCUUGAUCGCUGUGUCCUAAUUGUGGCGAUUUUUCUGGGAAUCAUCACUGUCACCGCUGUCUUCCUCCGCGCUCCGGCCUUGUGGAAAGACAUUAAAGGGUUGACUGUUGAUAACCCUAUUAACAUCACUCGUAGUUUCCUCCCUUGAAAAAUACGCCAGGAACUUCUUCAAUAGAUCACGUUCGAGAUUAAAAUAUUAAAAAUAUUAUUUAGAAUAUUAUAUAUAAGUAUAUUGCACUCUUUUCUCUCUUGCCUCGGUUGUAGAGAAUCAGAGUCAAUACUAGAAAAGAAUUUCUCUUCAAACAAAGUGUAAAAUAUUAAGUACAAUGCAUGUAUUUCAAAUCAACAUUUAGAUGUAAAAUAUGAAAUAAGUGGAUCCUAAGUGACUUUUUUAGUGUUAUAACGACGUUAUGAAGAAAAAAGCUAUGCUAUAUAUCUACCAAUAUUUAAUUUAUUAUUGGAAUCAAAUAUUGUCAUACAAUAUUGGUAUUCCAAAUCUUGGUAACGAUCAGCUGAAUGAAUCCACGAACCUUACUAGCAGCCUUCAUCGAAGGGCAAACACUGCUCUCCGUGCCAUCAUUCAUGUCGAAUGCUAUUGACUCAUGGGCCAUGAGGGCGAUAGGACUAAUCGUUUGAGUCAAAUCCAACUAGUCGGUCAAAUAUAUAGAUGCAAACAAGUUUUGAAAAUAAAGUUAAAUUCAGUGUUUUGUUUUCAAAGCUAGCAAUAUAUUUUCACUCUCGUAGGAUAUAACUUAUCGGCCUAGUAGUAGGUCAUCCAAUCAUAACGCAGCAUGAACGAUCGAAAGACCGCUAUUUGAAUUUGAGUAAAUAUACAUAUAUAUUUCUUAACGCUGUUAGUA